AUGUUGGAGCUCUUGACAUUCGGGUUGGAGUGUGUCCGCGAAAGAAGCGGUAUCUUGGUGGUAGCAUUGGCUGUCGCUUCGUCUGUUGCCCUUGUGUGGCUUUGGAAGAAGAUUGAGUAUGAAAACAAGCAAACGAGCAAGGCGACUACCUUCUCAAGUGAUAGCAAGAAGAAGAAGAAGAGAGGAGGCGUUUGCCCCUUUUCUGCCGAAUCUGACUUUUUGGUAGAAACCGCUCAUGACUUGCCUCCCGCACCUUUGGACUUGUUGGAGUCCUGGGUGGACCCAUCCCACCCUGACUUUGGUAAGUAUCCCUUGGCAGCACGAUGGUUGGAAGCAGGGAUUUCCGGACAAGACACUCCCGGGAUGUUACGAGCUGGUCUCAAAAGACUCCGUGACUCCAAGUUCUUUUUGGUAGAAGAACCAUUUCGGCUCCAAGAGGAACUCACCAUGAAGAAAAAGGCAUUGGAUGAUCCAGAGCGAUUCCCCACCGUCUUUGUGGCAGAGUCUGAUGACAAGUGCUUGCAAGCCCAACAAGAAUGUUUGAAACUCUUUCUUGAUUACUUGCCACGGCGAUAUCCAGAUUUGUAUUCGUUCGACAAAGAACAAAACUCCAUUCAUGUCAAAUGCAUGGAUACCACCUUUCACAUCAGUGAUUAUUCAGAACGACCCUUGGAACUUUGUGAACGAAUUGUCCAAGAAGAUCUGGUCUUGAUGAGACCGCCCAGCAAACCAGCUGAAGAGCAAUACAUCAUGGCGGCUGCUGCGGUUGUCUUUAGUUUCAAUGAACUAUCUGACAAACUUGGCCAGCCAGUGGCCUUUAUCCAUGCACCUGUACCUGGAUACCAGGAACAGCUUCGUCGGACAUUGGAUUUGACAUUUAGCAAAUUGCUCAAGAUGGAAGCACCCAUGUGGAGGAACAACUGGGGAUUAGCACCCUCAGGACAGCUUGACAAACCAUUGUAUGGAUCCUCCCAAGCCGCAGAAGAUCCUUGCUUUCAAGCCUCCAAAAUGACACGGGCCGAUGUUCAAGGAACCUUUCUCAAGGUAGAGUAUCAAACCAUUCGCCGUUUACCAAAGUCGGGAUACUUGCUCUUUACUGUCAAGACCAUGGCCGAUCCCAUGAGUAGUUUGGAGCAAACUCCCAAAGCUGCUGCUUGUUUGGCCAAGUCAAUUCGAGGCAUGAGUGCGGCCAUGAGAGUUUACAAGGGAAUCCAGAAUGAUGACAUUUGCAAAGUGGUGCUGGAGUAUCUGGAUAGCAUUGCUGUUGUUGUUGUUGACCAAGCGACGAAAGGAGAAGCAGGAGUAGAAAAAUAA
Molecule: messenger RNA, 1314 nt
Organism: Seminavis robusta
Lineage: Eukaryota; Bacillariophyta; Bacillariophyceae; Naviculales; Naviculaceae
Source: the annotation of a GenBank genome assembly